GUCACAUCGGACUGAUGAGAGAUAGUAGCAAUUAUUCGGAUAUUUUUUUUUGGCACGCAGAUAGCAAAGAUUAUGGCAGAUUGCGUGCGUCGGUGAGCGAGACAAGUCCGUCUGAGUCCGAGUGUGCAUAUGUGCUCCAUUCGAUUAUUAUUAUUAUAUAUAUAUAUAUAAUACUUUUUUUUUCGGGGAAAAUCUAACGGGCAGAAAGUGGAAAAAAGAAGGAAUAUGUGAAUGCGCGCAUGCAGAGUGAGACAGGAGACGCGUCACCGGCUUUUUGUGAUAAUCAUGUAACGAUCGUAAAUUAAACUCGAAACAACCUGCACAGCGAGAGAAAACAAAGUGAAAUAAGAAAGAAAGAAAAUAAGGAGCGAACAAACAGUACAACUUGCGAGGGAAUUAAACUUUGUUGUUGUUGUUUUUUUUUUUUGCCGCGCGAAGAAGUUUCGCUCGCGCCGCAGCAAGGAUAUAACGAUGGAAAGGACGACGAUCGCACUUUGUUUUCUGCUGACCGUAGCCGCCUUCGCAACAGGCACGGAAGAUGAAUUUUCCAUUAAGAAAAUUCUUCUGGAGAUAUCGAGUAGUGAUUUGGACGUGGAGGAAGGUGAAUUCGGCCAAGUUCCAGGAAGUCAUGAUGUAGUCAAAUCGGUGGCCUUCGACAGUAGCGACAGCAGCGAGGAACAACACGUGAACAACAAUGAUUUUGGUGAUAAUAUACCGUGGUCCAUAACGUGGUACGUAGCAAGCUUCAGCGGCUUGAUUGUAUUCUUCGUGCUCAUCUCCUGCUCGGAGUGGUGCUGCAGGAAGAGAUCGCGUUCACCCACGAGAGCGCAGAACAUCAGGACCGCAGCUGCUUCGCUGUCUUCGAGCCAGAUGACCACGCAAACGAAUUCCUUUCAGGAGACGACGCCACCACCUGCUUACGACCUCUUCGCGCCGCCCAGUUACGAUAGUCUAGCUGCGGCGGCUGCUGCAAACAGCGGCAACAGUUCUUUGGAGAAGAGCGAAUACGAUGUCUACGUGGUUCCAGUCCAUGCCAUUUCCAACGUCUUCGAAGCGGAAGGCGCUGUUGCAACCAACGUGGACAUCGACGAUCCCCCGAGUUAUAACACACUGAGCACACCAAUCGAUACUAAUCUUGAAGAGAAUCUGAAUGCUAACAUUGCCAGGCAUUUGAACGUUUCGUAACGAUACCGCAAGACGUUGGUCUUUUAUUUUCUUCUACUGCUUGUGAUAGAAUCCACUUGUGAUAAGAAUUAAGUGCCAUAUUUAACAAUACAUCAAUCAAUUCGUUGCAAAUUCAAAUUUUAUAUAUCCACUAUAGAAACAAGAAAACAUUUAUUUAGGACAUAAACAAAUUAGUGUAUUGUAAAUAUUUGUACAAGUCAGUCAAAUAUGGUUAUUAAAUCUAUACAUACAUAUAUAAACAUAUAAGUAUAAAAA
Molecule: messenger RNA, 1440 nt
Organism: Nicrophorus vespilloides
Lineage: Eukaryota; Metazoa; Arthropoda; Insecta; Coleoptera; Silphidae
Exons: 4
Coding region: 472-1185 (237 amino acids)
Source: RefSeq, a predicted model, not a curated record